Nannospalax galili (Upper Galilee mountains blind mole rat) is the source of this 5392-nucleotide messenger RNA. It is a transcript of the gene Enah, whose product is annotated as ENAH actin regulator. Gene Ontology annotation, biological process: actin polymerization-dependent cell motility; axon guidance; actin polymerization or depolymerization. The transcript is spliced from 16 exons. The record is from RefSeq and is a predicted model, not a curated record. NCBI's taxonomy places the organism in Eukaryota, Metazoa, Chordata, Mammalia, Rodentia, Spalacidae. Gene Ontology annotation, molecular function: profilin binding; SH3 domain binding. Bases 70 to 2490 code for a protein of 806 amino acids.
CCAGAGCUGAGGAGAGCCCUCCGCGCUCGGCGUCUCCCGCGUCGGGGAAGCCUCGGCGCCGCCGGCACCAUGAGUGAACAGAGUAUCUGUCAGGCAAGAGCUGCUGUGAUGGUUUAUGAUGAUGCCAAUAAGAAAUGGGUGCCAGCUGGUGGCUCAACUGGCUUCAGCAGAGUUCAUAUCUAUCACCACACAGGCAACAACACAUUCAGAGUGGUGGGCAGAAAGAUUCAGGACCAUCAGGUCGUGAUAAAUUGUGCCAUUCCUAAAGGGCUAAAGUACAAUCAAGCUACACAGACUUUUCACCAAUGGAGGGAUGCUAGACAGGUGUAUGGUCUCAACUUUGGCAGCAAAGAGGAUGCCAAUGUCUUCGCAAGUGCCAUGAUGCAUGCCUUAGAAGUGUUAAAUUCACAGGAAGCAGCCCAGAGCAAGGUUACUGCUACCCAGGACAGCACUAAUUUGCGAUGUAUUUUCUGUGUGUUCUAUUUAGGGCCAACAUUGCCUAGACAGAAUUCACAGCUACCUGCUCAAGUUCAAAAUGGCCCAUCCCAAGAAGAAUUGGAAAUCCAGAGAAGGCAACUGCAAGAGCAGCAACGACAGAAGGAGCUGGAGAGGGAAAGGUUGGAGAGAGAAAGAAUGGAAAGGGAAAGAUUGGAGAGAGAGCGGCUAGAAAGAGAGAGGCUUGAGAGGGAGCGCUUGGAACAAGAACAGCUGGAGCGGGAGAGGCAGGAACGGGAACACCUGGAGCGCCUGGAGCGGGAGAGGCUGGAGCGCCUGGAGAGAGAGAGGCAAGACCGUGAGCGCCUGGAGCAGUUGGAGCGGGAGCAAGUGGAGUGGGAGAGAGAGCGCAGAGUGUCCACUGCUGCUCCAUCUUCAGACAGCUCCCUGUAUAGUGCUCCACUUCCUGAGUAUUCCAGUUGCCAGCCUCCUUCAGCACCUCCUCCAUCAUAUGCUAAAGUCAUCUCAGCUCCAGUGUCAGAUGCCACUCCUGAUUACGCUGUAGUGACUGCUUUGCCACCUACUUCCACACCCCCUACACCACCACUGCGACACUCAGCGACCCGUUUUGCAACAUCUCUAGGUUCAGCCUUCCACCCUGUUCUUCCCCAUUAUGCUACAGUUCCUCGUCCUCUGAACAAAAACUCUCGACCUUCUUCUCCUGUGAACACACCCUCUUCUCAGCCUUCAGCUGCGAAGUCCUGUGCCUGGUCUACUUCCAAUUUCUCGCCCCUCCCUCCGUCUCCUCCAAUAAUGAUUAGCAGCCCCCCUGGCAAAGCUACUGGCCCAAGGCCUGUCCUCCCCGUUUGUGUCUCCUCUCCUGUGCCCCAAAUGCCUCCAUCACCAGCAGCACCCAAUGGGCUGCUGGACUCUGUAACAUACCCAGUGUCUCCACCGCCUACCUCAGGGCCAGCAGCUCCGCCACCACCACCGCCACCACCACCACCACCACCACCACCACCGCCGCCGCCGCUGCCUCCCCUCGCCUCACUCUCACACUGUGGAUCGCAGGCUUCUCCUCCUCCAGGCACCCCUCUUGCCUCAACUCCCUCAUCCAAGCCCAGUGUUCUCCCUUCUCCCUCUGCAGCUGCCCCUGCCUCUGUGGAGACCCCUCUAAAUCCUGAGCUGGGAGACUCCUCUGCUUCCGAGCCAGGCUUGCAGGCAGCCUCUCAGCCGGCCGAGACGCCAACCCCACAGGGCUUUGUCUUGGGACCACCUGCACCCCCACCCCCUCCACCACUUCCACCAGGCCCUGUCCAGAUCUCAGCACUUCCUCCUCCCCCUGGUCCUCCUCCACCACCUCCACUACCAUUCACUGGGCCUCCCCCUCCCCCUCCCCCUCCCCCUCUUCCUAAUCAAGUACCCUUACCUCCUCCACCACCUCCUGCCCCUCCCCUCCCUGCAUCUGGAUUUUUCUCUGGAUCUGUGUCCGAAGACAAUCGCCCUUUAACUGGACUUGCAGCUGCAAUUGCAGGAGCAAAACUUAGGAAAGUGUCUCGGGUGGAAGAUGUCUCUUUCCCAAGUGGAGGGAGUGCAGUUGGUGUGAACUCGGCCUCAUCCAAAACAGAUACUGGGCGUGGGAAUGGACCCCUUCCUUUAGGAGGUAGUGGUUUAAUGGAAGAAAUGAGUGCCCUGCUGGCCAGGAGGAGAAGAAUUGCUGAAAAAGGAUCAACAAUAGAAACAGAACAAAAAGAAGACAAAAGUGAAGAUUCAGAGCCUGUAACUUCUAAGGCCUCGACAACCAGUACACCUGAACCAACCAGGAAACCUUGGGAAAGAACAAAUACAAUGAAUGGCAGUAAGUCACCUGUCAUCUCCAGACCGAAAUCUACGCCCUCGUCACAACCCAGUGCCAAUGGAGUCCAGACAGAAGGACUCGACUAUGACAGACUGAAGCAGGACAUUUUAGAUGAAAUGAGAAAAGAACUAGCAAAGCUGAAGGAAGAGCUUAUUGAUGCAAUCAGGCAGGAACUGAGCAAAUCAAAUACUGCAUAGAGAAUCAAACUACAGAGAAAUAGGACUUGAAUCUGGAGAAAAACAAAAAUUCCUACAAAGAACUGUUAACAAUCUCCUACGAUUUUUAAGCUGUAAGAAGAAAAUGGAUAUAGUCAGGAGGGAAAAACUUGACAACCUCUCAGACAUCGUGACUCUGGCAGUCAGCUCUUCCCUCCCCGUGUGCUGCUUUUUUCUGACCUUUACCACAGAUGGAAGAAUUGUGUUUGAGUUCCCGUAGCAGUACUAAACCUGUCAGGCAAGAUCACCGUACAUUGAAAUAUUUUCAUGUCUAGAUAAAACCGCACAUUUCCACAAUCCAUUGCUAAAAUAAAGAAGAGAAAGGCUUACAAAGGUUUUUUCAGAGGGUGCUGAUGAAGAAUUUAGCAAGUUCUGUUGUAUUGUAAAUGUUGCUCUCAGGUCUGUCUUCCUAUCAUAUUUGAAUAUUCCGUGAACAGUUAGGUUAAGAUCAGAAGAUGUGGAACAAAUGUAAUGUAUCUGCUUUCAAAGGGUGAAUUUAUAAGAAAGUGUCCGAAAACAAUUGGUCCCACUUGAGGAAUUGUAGAAUGAUAGGAAGUCUUUCAAGUUAGCCUUCAUGCAAUUUUGUAGUUUAAAACAUAAAAUUCAUCCAGAAUUUAAAGAUUUAGAUGCCUUCCUAAAUUGUUACAAUGCUUUACCAAAUCUAUGACUUCUAUAUAACAAAAACCAGUGGUCAAAUGUAAAACAUAUUAUAGAUUUACUGUAGGUUUUCAACCUUUUUUAGAUUUAUGCAUGUGGCAUUUUUAUAAUGUAAUUACAAUCACCAUGAAGUUAGCUUUUUUACUUACAGACAGUAAUGCAUGUCCUGCUAAUAUGUAGUGGCCUUGUUAAGGCCUAGUCCCAGGGAAAAUACUUUGUAGAAUAUAGGGAAGGGAGGAAGGGAAGGAAUAAUUUUUUAUUUAAAGUUAAUUUCUGCACUAUCUUUUUUCUCAAUUACCUGCAUGAAUAAUAAUGAGAAAUAUUUUGUGACUUUAAUUGGUAAAUGUUAACAGAACCAAGUGCUUAAUCUUUGACAUCAUGUCUUCAGCAAUUUGUAUUUUAACCAGUAUUCCAAUGGUCUGAAGCAUGAUUCUGAGCUUCACAUGAAUUACAUCUUCCUGUGGAACUCAAAAAGUUUGAUCACUGAAUUUGGCAGUUAUUAUUACUAGGUCCCCCACAGUGCUGCUGGUGUUCAGGUACAUGUUCCUGACUACGAAGCCACUUUUGAACUUGGUUGUGUUAAAACACAAGAAAUAAUAAUGAUGGUGGCAAUUAGGGUCACAGAACUCACCAGAUAAAGGGAAGCAAGCAAGGAGUUCUGCGGUUUCCUUUUACUAAAUAGAGGUUUAGGUGGUGGGGAAAAAUCAGAUACUGUUACACCCUGCAUAGGUGAGUAUGGCUGGGUGUGUGUGGGUGUGUGUGUGUGUGUGUGUGUGUGUAUGCGUGUAUGCGCAUUUGAUGUGUGUAUGUAAUCCACUCUUUUUGCUUUGUAAGACUAAAAUAAGGGAGAAAUCCUAUAUGUUAUAAUGUUAGUUUUUUGGAAAAUUUAGAAACUCAGACUUCUCCAAGCUCCCCAUCAUGGUUUAUGCUUGAGUUAUGUGCCAUAUUUGCUUUGGAAUCUUUGAUUAUCAAAACUUUCACUAAAAUUUUGAAGAAAUAAUCUGCUUUCACCUGCUUUCUAGAUUUCCUACAUCUUAGUUCUAAAACAAAGCUUGUUGAUAGCAUAGUUUUCAAAAUGCUAUGGAUUUGCAGUCAUUACCAGCAGAAGUUUGAAUGAGAGUUUUUGUUGUUGUUGGUUUGUUUGUUUUUUUUGGGGGGGGGUCUCCUUGUUAACAGUUUCUAAAGUUCAUUUUUAGGUGAAACUGUGAUGGGUUGAGCUGUCAUAGUUCAAGGACUCAGCUCUGUUUUGCCCAUUACUCAUUGUCAUACAAUAAUAGUAACGGCAUUAAAGAUGCCACAAGCUUAUAAAUUAUUCUCUAAAAGAACUAGGAGGUAUUUUCAUCUUAUCAGUGUACUUUUAUUAUGCAGCUACUUUGACAACAUUUUUGUUUCUGUCCCCUACAAAUCUGGUCAGAAAUCUCUUUUGAUUUUGUUGGCUAAGUUAAAUAGUCUACAGUAUGUAGAGUACUGGGUAUAAGUGGUCCAAAGUCAGAUAAGACUAAAAUAAAAUGCUAAAUCUUAAACUGGUUUAUGCACUAAACGUUUUGUGCCUUGGUCUAAUAUUAACACAUCUGUAAAAUGACAAAACGAACCAGUGUUGAUUCAUGCUACAUUUUCCAUCAUUUUGCAUUAUCCCGGACUGAUAAAUGUGUUCCUUCCUAGAGGCUUGAUUGAAUUACUCUACACAUCACUGUCAUACAUGACAGUCUUGUCUGUGUUAGAGAUUUCAAUAAUUAAAGUGGGAAGCAGAAGCUUAAGUUAUUUUCCUUCUCAAAACUGUUCCUUGGAACCAUAUUAUUAUGAUGGGUUUUUUUUCUGCUCUUAUGUGUUGAAUGUCUUCAGCUGAGUACAGUUUAGGGAUCCUUUCCAAUUCCAGGAAGUUACUGCUCGCCUCAACACUGUGAUCUGACCUGCGACAAAUGUGUACCAUACAUUCUGUAAAUGGCUAGCAAGUCAAUAGCAAACAAACUGAAUGUACAAAUCUUAGUGCUGGUGCUGAAAUCUCUUCAGAAGAGUCGUCAUGAUUUCAAGUUUGUUUAAAAAUUUAUAAGUAUAAAGUGUCAAAGCUGAAGAUGAAACACUGGUGAAUGUCAAAUCCUCAUGCUUUAGGUGUGUUUCCUUUUUAGGUUUCUCAGCUCUCUGCUGUUUUUACCAUAACUGUUUCAUUUAAAUUUCCUACACGCUAACUUCAUUUGUGCGAUUGAAAUAAAAUUGCAGUAUAUUUGUG